Messenger RNA from Branchiostoma belcheri (Belcher's lancelet), 4331 nucleotides. RefSeq names its product mucin-like protein. Gene Ontology annotation, biological process: cell-matrix adhesion. The record is from RefSeq and is a predicted model, not a curated record. NCBI's taxonomy places the organism in Eukaryota, Metazoa, Chordata, Leptocardii, Amphioxiformes, Branchiostomatidae. The annotation marks the transcript as partial. Gene Ontology annotation, molecular function: calcium ion binding. The transcript is spliced from 29 exons.
CAGUGACGCACUCAUCAGAAGUAGAGUCAAGUGCGUGUUUUAAACUGUGCGGUUUUACUCUACGAUCGAACGUUACUUCUUACGGUACAUGAGGGAUAACCCGUACGCGUCCACAAUGGACAAGCUCCUGAUCGUUUGGUUCCUUCUAGUUUUGGGGUUGGUCUACUUCAACUUCGCUUCGGCCCAGCUUCGUGGCCCUGAAGGCGCGGUGUGCACUCGUCAGGCGUCCCGACAGGUCAUGUACACUGUGGAGAACAGGAGAAAACGGGACCGUUCAUCCGGCAUGUGGGGCUACCUGGGGAUGUGGGACGUCUUCGGGGUUAAAACGGCCAGAAACCCCCGAAGUUUGCAGACUGUUUACGCCACGGAGUACUUCAUUGACUACGAGUGUUGCGUGGGCUGGAACAGGAUCGGAGACACCUGCCAGGCUGACUGCUACAGCCCAUGUGAACACGGCCUGUGUGUUGACACGAACGUCUGUGUAUGUGAUGAAGGCUGGGAAGGCCAGCAGUGUGAACACGAUGUGGACGAGUGCUGGUAUGAGACAGACGAGUGUGACCGUGAGAACGGCGCCUGCACCAACACAGAAGGGUCUUACAACUGUACCUGCAACGACGGGCUACACCUUAUCAACGGGACAGUUUGCCAUGAAAUCCCGGACACGGACGAGUGUACUACAGACAGUGGCGGCUGUGAUCAGAGCUGUCAUAACACACACGGGUCGUACUACUGCACCUGUGACGCAGGGUACACCUUAGCUGCCGACAGACACACCUGUACAGAUAUCAACGAAUGCGCCACAAACAACGGAGGGUGUGAGCACUUCUGCAGAAAUGUGCCAGGCGGCCGGGCGUGCAGCUGCAGGAAUAAUCACCGCCUAGUUGAUGGGCACGUGUGUCGAGAUGAUGACAUGUAUCCGUACCGGGAGGAGGCUGGUGAGACGCCCCGUCGGUGGGACUUCUCAACCUGCACCGAAGAGUCUCUGCCGCAAGAGGGCUUCCGUUUCUUCGGACGGCGUCACCACGAGAUACACAUCUGUGACAACGGUAUCGUCAGCUUUGAUCGCAUCAACCGCCCGCGGAAUCCAGUACUGAUACAGAACACUUUCGGCUUUCGCAAAGCCGCCGUUCUGGUACCCUUCCUGGCCAGGUACAAAUGCGUCGCGGCUGAACUUUCCAACACUGAAGUUCUGGAUAACCUUCCUGAAGACGAGAGGACGAAAAUCUACUACAGCUUCUACGAGAGAGGUGACGGGAAGAACGCCACAGACGAGGUACUGGAGAGGGCAAGGGAGGACGGGAGAUCGAUCCCAUUGUACUUCUCUCCAACCUAUGAACCAGUGUGGGCGCUUGUAGUGACUUGGACCAGGGUUCCCCCUGACUGCGGCAUGUAUGCCGGCGGGGUGUGUCCGCGACCACACGACCAACUCCCGGUAAAUGAUUUCCAACUGGCCAUAUCGACCAACGGGACCCACUCCUACGCUACGUUUGUAUAUCCCGCAAGGAAACAAGAGUGGGUAAGCACAGAUGAAGCAAGGGAAGGAGGAACGCGUAAGUGUCCGAAGGCUGGUGGCACCAUAGCUGUGGGGGGUUACAGUGCAGGAGACGGGACGGGUCCUUACCCUUACACCCCUGCCACUAACUCCAGUCUGGUGUACAGCGGUAGGGACUUCUCCGGACAAGACUGCACCAGGCAGAGACUUUCUCCCGCGACGGAGGUGUCCAUGAGGUAUCUGUAUCAGGUAUACGGAGGAAACUGGAAGUUCGCCCUCCAGCCCCAGGAGGACACAGCAGUACCGGAGUCAGCGGUGGUGGAGUGUUCACGGUGGAUGAGAGAACAGAUAGUGGAGGAUCCUACUCAGCUGCUCGGCUACAGUGCCUUACCUCCCGUCUUCUCCUGUCCCUGUUCCGCAGAGCAGGCGUUCUAUGAUCCAACGUACACGGUAGAUAGCUCUCAGUUCGGCCAGUCUCGGUUCUGCGCCCGGAGCAGGCGGCGGGUCCACACGCUGGUCGGCGCGGAGAAACUCAUUAUGUCUCGGUCCUGCUGCUACUCCACGGCGUACUGGUGGAGACAGUGGGGGAGGAUAGAGCGUUUUAGACGGCGCCGGCUUGGACGGAACAGGAUAGGCGGGGGGACGCUUCUGACGGGCCAUGCCGGUGGUCAUCUUAUUAUUAACGACCAGGCUGAUGAUGAGGCUGCCUACCAGUCCUGCUGUGUUGGCGCCUCCGGCACGAGGGACGGCUGGUACUGUCAGAGGUUCCAAACUCUGCGGCCACUGACCGCGCCGUCUGCUCCAGGGUGUCAAAACUACCCCGUACACAUUGGCUGGACGUGGUUCCGCUGGGAUCCCCACUUCACAACCAUGGACGGCGUCAGCUACACCUUCAACGGGCUGGGGGAAUACGUCAUCGUCGACGUGGACAACGGGCUGUACCAGGUUCAAGGCCGAACAACUCUUGCGCCAGGAAGCAGCCACGCAACUGUCAUCUCUGCAGUUGUCAUUAGUGAGAGGGGAAAACUCCCCAUACAGACAAACAUACUCGGCAACUCCAGCCUGGAUCUCUACGUAAACGGCAGUUUGGCGGACACCUCUGUUUUUAAGAACAAUGAAGAGAUAGAGGUCGGAGACAACGCCGUCAUCCUUAAGCCCUCAGACAACUCUGUUCUCGUCGUCUUCCUCAGUGGGGUGGCUGUCAAAGUCUCCGCAAAGAAGGGCAUGCUGGCCGUGGAGUUCUCGGCCCCUCCUGAGUUCCGCGGGAAGGUGCGGGGUCUGCUGGGCCGGUGGGACGGAGACCCGGGUAACGACUUCGAGGCGUUCAACGGAACCGUGUUCUCAGCUGAGUCUACGGAACAGGAGCUGUAUGGUUUCGGAAAUUCAUGGAAGGUCACGGCAGACGAUGGACCCAAGAAGUCCUUAUUUAUCUACAAGGAUGGAGAAGACGUGAACAGUUUUACUUCCGCCGACUACCAGCCCAAGUACACAGACGAACUGGUCUUCGACGACCCGGAAUUGGAGACCAGAGCGCGUGAGAUCUGCGACAAUGACACGGAGUGCCUGUUCGACGUGAGCCAGACGGGAGACCUGGAGGUGGCGGUCAUCACUGUCGAGGGAAAGGAGGAGUUUGCGAGUCAGACGGCUGCUCGUGAUCGCUUCCCCCCGACUGUAAGCGGGCCGGACGCAGUUUACGCCACUGUUAACAGCACAGUGACUAUCCGCAUCAACGCUUCAGAUCCGAACAACGGUCCACUCGUGUUCAGUCUCGGGGAGGACGUGCCGAACACUAGUGUAGAUCUGACUGCUGAUGGGGACGUGGCAACGGUUACCUGGCAGGUCAAUUCUGACGCACCAUUCAAGCUGAGAGUGGACGUAUUUGGCUCGGAGAACACGUCAGCGCAGUACUGGCCCGUGGUGUACAUGUGUUCCUGUCUGCACGGGGGGAACUGUGACAACAGCCGAGACCCUGAUCCUGCGUUCGCGGGAGGAGAGACAAAGUUUGUGCAGAGAAGCUGUACCUGCGCACCUGGCUACACCGGAGACCGGUGUGAGGAGGACGUGGACGCCUGCCUGCUGAACUUCUCCCCGUGCUUCCCCGGCGUGACGUGUGAGGACCUCCCCGCGCCAGCCGGGGCCGGCCCGGGCGGGUUCACCUGCGGGAACUGUCCGACUGGAUACACAGGAGACGGAUUUGACUGUCAAGAUCUUGACGAGUGCGCCACGUCAGAUGGAGCCGUGUGCGCCCACAGCUGUGAGAACUACCCCGGUACCUUUAUCUGCUCCUGUGAUGACGGGUUCGAACUCGCAGAGGACAAAGUCUCGUGCCAAGACAUACACGAGUGUGCCAUGCAGCUGAACAACUGCAGUCAGCAGUGUGAGAACACAGAAGGGUCCUUCAACUGCCUCUGUCAGGACGGGUUCACACUGGCUUCUGACGGGCAAGACUGUGAGCCUGACAAUCCGUGCAGUGCAGAAAAUGACCCGGGAUGUGACUCCGGCUGGUGUAUCACUAACGACCUCGGUACGGCAGAGUGCGUCUGUAGGGCGGGGUAUGUGCUGUCAUCUGACAACAGGACAUGUGAAGACUAUGACGAGUGUUCCGCCGGUGGUCACCACUGUUCUCAGCUGUGCAACAACACCGCUGGGGGGUACAGCUGCUACUGUGGAGAGGGGUACUACACUGAUGAAGACAAGGGCCAUCUGUGUUUGGACAUUGAUGAGUGCUAUGAGGGGGCAGACAACUGUACAGACCUGGAGACGUGUGAGAACGAUCCCGGCUCCUUCCACUGUACCUGUACAGAGGACGCUGUACUAGUGGGAGACACAUGCGUGCUUG